AUGGAUGCCGCCGCCCGCAAGAGAUCCCGGCCGGAGUCCGCCAACGGAGGCGCCGCAGGCGGGAAGCGCUCGAGAGAAUCGGAGUCACAACAAACUGGUCUAUCAAGCAAAUCGAAGCCUUGCACCAAGUUUUUCAGCACUGUUGGGUGCCCCUUUGGUGAGGGCUGUCACUUCGCGCACUUUGUCCCUGGUGGAUACCAGGCAGUAUCAAAAUCACACAGCCUAGGCCAUGCUGCUGUGUCUGCACCGUCAAGAGCUCCAGCGGACCAUGCUGCUUCUGGUGUCAAAACACGCAUGUGCACCAAGUACAACACUGCAGAAGGCUGCAAGUUUGGUGACAAGUGCCAUUUCGCCCAUGGCGAGAGGGAGCUUGGCAGGCCACCAUCCUCCUACAUGUCCCAAGAAAGUUCCUAUGCUCCUCCUAUGGGUGGUCGAUAUGGAGGUCGACACGAACCACCUCCGCCAGCUUCGAUGGGUCCUCCUGCUGGAAACUUUGGCGCCUCGUCUACCUGCAAGGUCAGUGUUGACGCCGCUCUCGCCGGAGGCAUAAUCGGGAAGGGCGGGGUCAACACGAAGCAGAUCUGCCGCAUCACAGGGGUCAAGCUCUCGAUACGUGACCACGAAUCAAACCCAGACCUGAAGAACAUUGAGCUGGAAGGCAGCUUCGACCAGAUAAAGCAAGCCAACGACAUGGUGCGUGAUCUCAUUGCCAGCAUCAGCGCCAGCACCCCGUCGAAGAACCCAGCCAGCGCAGCAGCCCCCGCAGGCCGAGGCGGUGGCGGCGGCGGGGGCGGGCCUGGAGGCAGGAGCAACUACAAGACCAAGAUAUGCGAGAACUUCCUCAAGGGCACCUGCACUUUCGGCGAGCGCUGCCACUUCGCCCAUGGCGAGACCGAGCAGCGGAAGGGUGCCGCCGUCUGA
Triticum turgidum subsp. durum (durum wheat) is the source of this 921-nucleotide messenger RNA. The record is from the annotation of a GenBank genome assembly. Lineage: Eukaryota; Viridiplantae; Streptophyta; Magnoliopsida; Poales; Poaceae.